AUGAGCUCCCCAGAUGAGGUGUCUGUGUGGGGAACGGGUUUCGGCCCAGAGGGCGGGGAGCGGGCCGGCGUUCGCCCGGCCGGCCGCGCAGUUCCGCGGGGACCCGACCGCGGCCCCGAGCCCAGGAAGCCGCUGAGCGGCGGGGGCGGGAGUGGCUGCCCGGAUCCCAAGGGCUUCCAGUCAGAGCGUGAGAUGCUGGAAGCGGGAGGGCCGGUGCUGUGUGGCCGCGAAGGCCGAUCUGGCUCCCCGGCUGACCACAAGAGGGACCUCCUGGACCUGUUAGAGGAGUCUGAGGCGGGCACCACGCAGCAGCUGUACGACUGGGACGUGCUGGACUUCUGCAGAUACCCGUUGGCGGAGCCCUGCGCCUCCUUCGAAGUGUUCGCCGGCCUCGAGCAGUGUCCCGGCCGUCCAGGAGCGACCGCCCAGAGCUGUGGGGAAGCGCCGCCGGCUCUGGCCGGCCCUCUCCACCUCGGUGGGCCCGAAGCGGGUCGGGCCUGGGGGAAGCCUAAGAGAGCCACUAAGCGUAGGUUGAACGUGGCUGCGGAUCACCAGCGGUUCUCCAAGGAAGCCCUGGGCCUGCUGCUAUCCGACUCCGAGUCCUCAGAUGAGUUCAGUGACACAGAGCUGAUGAUGGUGAGUACUUACCCCGGAGGAGGAGGCCAGGCUGAGCCCAGCAGACCCGAGGAUCCCGGGGACACUCCCAGACACUCGAAUUUCCAAGUCAGGGAGAAUUUCCUUCACGUGACAGCCUCUUCCCUGUCCUCGGCUCUGCGAGGACUCUCUUCGGUUGUGGAAAGGCAGGGCGUGGGAGAGCAGGGCAUCUCUUCCCCUAAGAAAAUGCAGAGCGUGCUCUGGGGGAACGGGGGCAGCAAGCCCAGCUACCCGGGAGCUGCUGCUGCUGCUGCUACGGCAGGUGGCCUGCCGCAGGUCACUCCUAGGAAGAAGGGGACCCUGGAGAAGAAAUCCCUCGGGGGAGCCUCCACACUUGCCCUGGGGAAAAACUUCCCUUCCUGGGGGCAGCGAAUCUGGGCACCUCCGCUGGAACCGGCCACCUUCCCCCCAGUCUCUGGUAUUCCGCUGCUUGGGAGAUCCAAGAGGUAUACCUUGGUCCCUUCUGGAACCAAACAGGCCAAGCACACCAGCGCUGGGAAGAAAUCCGUGGUCACGUGGACAAGGGAGUCUGAGGCUGUGGCGGGAGAAGAUAAGGACCCAAAUAGAGACCCAGCCCCAAAGGGCCAACUGCCAGCUCACAAGCCAGGGACACCUUAUCUGCGCAUGCAUCGUGGAAAAGCCAGCAGUGGCGAGGUCGACACCAGAGGCCCCCAAGAUCCAGGAAAGUCAGAGCCCUUGGCCCUGAACCAGGGAGAAGUCAUGCCCAGGGGGCCUGCCCCCUCAGGUGAGUGUCGUGGGUUUGAUAGGAGGGGAGAGGAGAGGGGUGGAGGGCAGAAACCUCUGGCUCUGUCUCUGUUGGGGGCACAGCCGUCCUCUCAGGCAGCUUCUCCCACAGGAGACGGGGUGCUGGCAGGGCUGGCCUUGAGCCACAUCAUCCUGUGUGUGAGGUUUGUGUGGCGCGGCUGA
Mesoplodon densirostris (Blainville's beaked whale) is the source of this 1581-nucleotide messenger RNA. RefSeq lists its product as uncharacterized. The record is from RefSeq and is a predicted model, not a curated record. Lineage: Eukaryota; Metazoa; Chordata; Mammalia; Artiodactyla; Ziphiidae. The coding region runs from base 1 to 1581 and encodes 526 amino acids. The transcript is spliced from 2 exons.